Molecule: messenger RNA, 1864 nt
Organism: Ruditapes philippinarum (Manila clam)
Lineage: Eukaryota; Metazoa; Mollusca; Bivalvia; Venerida; Veneridae
Exons: 2
Coding region: 975-1784 (269 amino acids)
Molecular function (GO): protein binding
Source: RefSeq, a predicted model, not a curated record
GUCAAACUGGUUUUGCCUAACUGAAAAAAGGAAUAUUAAAACAUGAUCCAUAGAUAAAUAUUUUAGGCACUCAUCUGGUAUUCAUUACUAGAAAAAUUUAAACAAAAAUCAAGCAUAUCAAGGGGGAUAACUUACGCCGAACGUUGCGGCAAAUGGCGGAUGUCACUCCUUUUCUUUUUUCAAUAUACCGUAUAUUUGACUGAUUUUUAAAUUAGCAGAUUAUAUUUAAUUGAGAUUAGAUAAUUAAAGACCACCCGCUCGCAUAAUAUGAAAAGAUUUUCAAAGGUCGGACAAACAAUAUGUAAAGCCGGUACGGAUUCGGAUUUAUGCGCCGCAAUAUGCGGUCCUGUUCCAGAGUUCCUAUGGUACAGACUGACGAACGGUUUAAUUUAUAUAAACAAUGGAGCAUAUAAAACUUGAGAAAAAGUAGCGAAAAUCUCUACGGUUGUAUAGAUUAUACAGGUUUUUGAUAACCGACGCCUUUCUAUAUAGCUAUUGGUAACCGUGAAGGUUUGUUUUUUUAUUUAUUAAUCAUUUCUUUUCUUUUUUUCUCAUUUAAAAGAAUUUAUUGUUUUAAAAUCUCGUUAUAAAGAUUUUGACAGGUUAUAUAACCAUAUAUAAACGGUUCUUUGACAUAUAACCCUCACCUAGGGGCUCGUAUAUGCUACAACAUACGUUAAACAAGGCGGAAUCUUUUCAGCUAAUAUAAUAAACGUGGGCGAGAUAGUUAAUUUGUCCUUCAUUUAUAAAGGGAGAAUAUUUUACGAUACAUUUAAAUGCUUAUGCAUUAUAAAAUAAAUCUACGUUAAGAUAAACACGAACUAUUUUCCGAAAAUCUUUAUCUUUAUACAAGGUCAUGUAAAAGACGCUAAUGUGCGGGUUGAAAUAUAAUUGUUAAAUUUUUUGAAACAAAAUACGCUUAAAGAUUUGUUAAGCUUACGAUUGUAAAAAUAAAUAACAUUUAUAUGUGAACUAUGGAUAUGUUUGGAAGUUUUAAUUUUGUUUUUGGGAAAAGACCAUUUGAAGAUAGUGGGGAAUGUUCGGAUGAAAUUGUUUUUACUUUUGAUGAUGGUAAGAAACUAUAUGUAUCACAAAACUUCUUGUGCUAUGCGUCACCGGUAUUUAAAGAGAGGUUUCAAAAGGGAUAUGGAGAGACAGAAAACAAAGUCAUUGAAAUGAAAGAAAACUCGAGUGAUUUUCUAGAGCUACUGUUGUCGUUACAUCCGGGAGUACAGAAACCUAUUGAUAAGAGUAACGUUUUAGGCGUAGUAUCUGUUGCAGAAGAAUACAAAAUUAAAUCAUUAAUCAACAGAUGUAAAGUCGUGAUGAAUGAAUGGCUCACCUCAGAAGUUCGUUCCGCUGCUGCUGAAACCAAAAGUAAUUUGGAUAAGGCAAAGCAUGCUAAAACUUGUCUAACUAUUAUGAUUAAGGCAAUAUCUCUUGGCUAUGAAGAAGUUGUUUCAUGUGCCAUUGAGGUUCUCGCUGAAUUUGGAUAUGAUGUGUAUACUGGUUCUCUGAUAAUACCUGCAGUGCAAAAACCUUUGAACACAUUUGGAACAUCUAAAGCUAAUAAAAAACUAUCUUCCAAAAAACCCGCAGCUGUAAACGUUGGCAUUCCUAAGACACAAGUUGAUUAUUCCUUCUUUACCUUUACUCCAAAGAAUGUAAUAUCAGAGGGAUCUGUUAACGAUUGCAAGAGAAUGUUCGACAGUCUCUCGGAACAGCUAAAAACUCGACUUCAUUUGCAAAGACUAAAGCUAUGUGAUGACGGCAAUAUGAGAUAGAAUUCAUUUCAAAAAGUAUUAAGCAAGUUUAUCAUAUUUGUUUCACUGUUUUCUUAAAAUAAAACAUACCAUCUAUUUGU